AUGUCGAAGAACCCUGACGGAGACGGGGAUCUGCCCCCCUCAUACAACGAGGCAACGACAUCAUACCACUCAUCGUCGUCACUCAACCACAACUCAUCGGUCUCAGUGACCCUCAACAACCUCUCUUUCUUGCUCCGCGAAACGCAAGCUCAGCAGACCGCCCGUGAUACCGUCACGACAACAACCCUUCUUCCGCUCCUAACGCCCCACAUCACGUCACUCUUGACACGUCUAGGAACGACUCCUCACCCACCCAUUUCAACAGAGCUCUAUCUCGUGCCCGCUGCGGCAGUCGGUCCAGAAUGGAUCAUCGCUUCAGAUGCCGACCCAAAGGCAGGCCAGGUCGCGGAGGUCAUCCGCGUGGAACCGGAGCCCGACCCCGAUUCUAAGGGAAGGGGUGACACCAAGGGUCAAAGCACGGGCGCAGCCUCCGGAGAUGCAGUUGUAGGUUCCUCCUAUGAAUUUGACGAAUGGGGCCGCUGGGACGACGACGUCAAUACAGGUGCGUCGACGUCAAGGGAAGGAGAAUGGUGGUGGAGCGAUGAAGGUCUGGCCCGGCGUCUCGCGAAACGGCUACAGCCCGAACCAAAACUCGACCGUACCGUCGUCCGUGCCGUCGUAGAAGAAGCUAAAGAGGAUAAAAAGGCCGGCCGCUGGGGGCUAUUCAGAGCUGGCACAGAUCCUUCAUCGUCACCUUCGUCGUCCUCAUCGGGCCCACCGCCUUCUCGACACUUUAUGAAGCCCACGUCUCCUUCCACAACGUUCGAGGAAAAUGUUUCAAUGACGGUGCGCGGGGAGGAAGUAACCUUUCGCCGGGAAAACGAGAUGGGAAUAUGGGAGAGCAUGCGCGGGUUUGGAAUCGUGAAAGCACUCGCUCCGGACUCCUUAGCCAUGGUCUCCCUUCACGUAGUUAACCAAUCCAACGCCCUCGUCGCAUCUCUUCCAAAGGGCUUAGUAGCAGUCUUCAUCGGCGCAACAUCAGGCAUCGGCAAAAGCACCCUCCAGCACCUUGCCCAACACGCGCGCUCCCCACACAUCUACACCGUGGCGCGCCCUCAGACCGUCGCAUCUCACGAGACCUUCCUUGCCUCACAGCGCGCAAGCACAAACCCAGAUGCCAGCUACACCCUCCUCCCCGCAGACCAUGCCCUGAUAUCCGACGUUGACGCCGCCAUGGACACCAUUCUCCAAAGGGAAACAAAAGUCGACAUUCUUUUCCUCUCCGCGGGAUUCAUCGCCUUUGAAGGACGCCAAAACACCGUAGAAGGGCUGGACCCGUCCAUGUCGACGCGGUACUACACCCGCCUCCGCGCCGUCCAAAAGCUCCUCCCCCUCCUCCUCAAGGCGGCCCGCCCGCGCGUCGUAUCGGUGCUGGCGGCGGGGCUAGAGGGUCCCAUGCCCGACGAGGAGGACCUCGACCUCCGGAAGCCCGGGAAUUGGGGUUACUGGCCUGCUUCCGUGCAGGCUACGACCAUGGGUACGCUCGCGCUUGAGGUGUUGGCGAGGGAGAACCCGGGGGGCGAGGGGGUUUGGGGUGGACGUUAG
Messenger RNA from Colletotrichum paranaense, 1545 nucleotides. RefSeq lists its product as uncharacterized. Bases 1 to 1545 code for a protein of 514 amino acids. The transcript has 3 exons. The record is from RefSeq and is a predicted model, not a curated record. NCBI's taxonomy places the organism in Eukaryota, Fungi, Ascomycota, Sordariomycetes, Glomerellales, Glomerellaceae.